Messenger RNA from Fusarium oxysporum Fo47, 2342 nucleotides. RefSeq names its product histidine phosphatase superfamily. Gene Ontology annotation, molecular function: acid phosphatase activity. Bases 340 to 2121 code for a protein of 593 amino acids. The transcript has 6 exons. The record is from RefSeq and is a predicted model, not a curated record. Lineage: Eukaryota; Fungi; Ascomycota; Sordariomycetes; Hypocreales; Nectriaceae.
CUUCAAAGAAGCAACAUCAUCAACAUCAUUAAGCAAAUCGAACUCAGCACCAUCGAAUUAUAGCGCUUGUCGCCUCAGAGCGACACCCCCGUCCGUUUCUCCUCUCCUCUCCUCUCUUUCCUCCACCAGUUUUCUAGGGCGUAGAUUGACCGGAUUGUUUCAUCGACUAUCCACUGUCAUUGAGAUCACUUCUCCGAGGCACAGCCCCAUGCCAAAGGGGUACAUCCUACAGCCCAAUCUUCGCUUAUGCUGGUCAUAGAGAGUGGUUGUUGAGACAGCAUAGCUAUCGCGCAUCAACCUACAGUCUACCCAUCACCAUCGAACCAGCCCUGUAUCAAUAUGGCUCCAGCUUCAGGAAUUCUCAAGUCAAAAGCAGCCCCGGGUGCUUCGGGCUAUCAGCCAGUGCAUCAAGAUGAGGGUGAUGGUCACGAUGAUGGCCCUAGGGAGCCUCCCGCUCAACCAAUCAUACCGCGUGGUCCAAUUCGCUCAUACAGGAACACCAUAAUGCUUCUCUCGGGCCUUGUCGUUAUUCUUAUGGCCAUAAACCUCUAUCUUAGUCUUCCACUUGCCUUCUCCGGCUCCGGCUCCGGCUCAUGUCCGGGUGACCCACCCCGGGUUCCCCAGUAUUUUCAGACCUCGCCGCAACUAUGGCCCGGCGUUACUGAAACUGGAAAGCCGGCUUUCAUGGCACAAACCCAUGUCUUUGAGCCUACUGCCACCUUUGUCCCCAAUGAUCCGUUGCAGACAUCUAUCCCUAUCGAAGGCAUGAAGGAGGGUAACCGGAGCAUCUUCCAGAUGAUGGGUUACCUGAGUCCUUAUUCUCCAUCUACAGGCUUCGGCGUGGACGAGUAUCCAAUCCCUCCAGGUGCUGAGAUCGUUCAGGUCCAGAUGCUUUCUCGUCAUGGUGCUCGAUAUCCAACCCCAGGUUCGAACGUCGCAACCCUUGGCGAGCGACUUGCCAAUGCUUCGGCUGGCCUCAAGACCAGUGGCGCCCUUGAGUUUUUGAUGGACUGGAAAUACGAACUCGGAAAGGCUAUCCUAGUCCCAAGGGGUCGACAGGAGCUCUUCGAGUCUGGUGUCUUGCAUAGUUACAUGUAUGGUAGCUUGUACAACCCUCAAAGCAAACUCAUCGUCCGAACUACAACUCAGGAUCGCAUGCUGAAAUCUGCAGAAAACUGGAUGGCUGGCUUUUUUGGCCUCGAGUGGACCAAUAAUGCCACUAUCGAAGUGAUCAUCGAGGCCCCUGGUUUCAACAACUCCCUUGCUGGAGGGCUGAACUGCCCCAACUCUGACAAGGCGGACUAUGUGACUCCUGUAGCCGCAUGGUAUAAGAAGUACCUCAAAGACGCAACUGCCCGAUUCAAUAAUGUGACAAAGGGUUUCACGUGGACACCAGCAGACGUCUGGGCUGCACAAAACAUGUGUCCCUAUGAAACUGUUGCAUACGGCUUUAGUAGAUUCUGUGAUCUCUUUACAUACGAGGAAUGGGAACACUUUGGCUACUCUAUCGACCUUGGAUUCUCUUCGGGGGCUGGGUUCCAAAGCCCAGUAGGCCGAGCUACUGGCCUUGGCUACCAGCAAGAGGUCAUGGCAAGGCUUAAGAAUCAUACCCUCGGUUACUCUGGCUCCCAGAUUAACACGACACUGGAUAGCAUGAAGGAGACAUUUCCUCUGAACCAAAGUCUUUACUUUGACUUUUCUCACGACACCAACAUUAUCUCUAUCCUGACAGCCUUUGGCCUUCGCCAGUUUUCUGAGGAGCUUCCCACUGACAAAUAUCCCGGUGAACAUGAGUUCGUUGUUUCUAAACUGACUCCUUUCGGUGCGCGUUUAGACAUCGAAAUCAUUAAGGCGCCCAGCCCUGUCUCACCAAAGAGAGACGGCUACCUUGAUGGCAAAGAGACCAAGUACAUUCACUUCGUACUAAACCAACGGACUGUGCCUUUGGGCAGGAGUUUUCCGGAAUGUGACGUCAACCGUAAGGACGGCUGGUGUGACCUGGAUACGUUCAUCGAGGUUCAGGACAAGAUGGCAGAAAAGGCACAGUUCGACUACUCUUGCUUCGGAGAUUACUCGUCAUUACCAUAUGGUAAGGUAACAGACGGUGUGCCGCCUUCUUGAGAAAGUGUGGCCUUGCAUAUAAAGAUAUAUGAGAUGCCACCUAGAUUUAGCAAAACGACAAGUACCGUUUAGUCCUUAAUUAUAGUUAGCAAUUAGAAUUGGCGCAGCAUGUACCUUUGAAUAAAUGGAAGCAAGACUGCAGUAGGCAUUUGGAUGGGGUUUCAACCAAUUCGAAAAGACCAAAGCAGCUUGAAGUCCUUUCACUGGUGCUUGAUCGAGAC